CCCAAUUCCUGACACUUACGACUGUACCGGAAGUCAACAUCUCUGGCUACAGAUGAUUCUGUCGUCCAUAUCAAUGGUUACGUUAGUUACAUAUUAACGUUAACAGAGACUCACGGCUUUUGUCAAGAUAUCCUUUACGGAUCGACGAUACAUUUCAGGAAAAUGAUUCCAGAGUUGUCCAACCGUUCGGUCUGUAUGAAGGACCCCCAGAGGGUGCAGGAGAUCCUACAGUCCAUGAUGAAGGCUGGCUCCGACACUGUACAGGUGAUCUCAGAUUUUGACAUGACCCUAACAAGAUUUGCAUAUAAUGGCAAAAGGUGCCCUACUUGUCACAAUAUUCUUGACAACAGCAAACUCAUCUCUGAUGACUGCAAAGGAAAGCUGAAGGACCUGCUCAACACAUACUACCCCAUAGAGAUUGAUGCAUCACGGUCAGUAGAGGAGAAGCUGCCUCUUAUGGUGGACUGGUGGACUAAAGCUCAUGAACUACUGAUACAGCAGAAGAUAAGGAAAGACCUGCUGGCCAUGGUGGUGCAGGAGUCUGAUGUCAUGUUGAGGGAGGGCUUUCAGGUUUUCUUCGACCACUUGUAUGAGCACAGCAUCCCUCUGCUCAUUUUCUCUGCUGGAAUAGGAGACAUACUAGAAGAAGUAAUUCGCCAGGCUGGUGUCUUCCACCCCAAUGUCAAAAUCUUCUCCAACUACAUGGAUUUUGAUGAGUCUGGAGUAUUGAAGGCCUUCAAGGGAGAGCUGAUCCAUGUCUUCAAUAAAAGGGAAGGCGCCCUGCUCAACACAGGCCAUUUCCAAGAGCUGCGGACACGACCUAACGUAUUACUGAUGGGAGACUCUCUGGGAGAUCUGACCAUGGCUGACGGGGUGCAGGACAUGGAGAAUAUCCUCAAGAUCGGGUUCCUCUGUGACAAGGUACAGGAGAGGAAACAGUCAUACUUGGACUCAUAUGACAUUGUGUUGGUAAAAGAUGAAACCUUGGAAGUCCCUAAUGCUAUAGUGCUCUACCUCACUGGCAGGUCCAGACCUGUGUGAAUGACUCUGGGUUAGCACAAUAGCUCUGCCAGACUAUUCACAUGUUCAGAUGACACCUGCAGUUCACAUACAUCACAUCUUUUAUUUUUCUGUCCGUUGUCCUUCCUCUCACAUUUAUGGCUAAACUGCUUUUGGACCAUGCUGCACUUUAUACCAUGUAAUGUGUGUGGGGGGUUUUUUGUUUAUUUUUUAUCAUUUGUUUUGGUGUGUCAAGUCUUCCCAUUUUUGGCCAUAUUGCCAAGCAAAAAGUACAUGAUGUAUUUUUUGUUGAAGCCGUUUUUUCUAUAACAGUACUAAAUGGUAGACUAUGGCAGCUGCAUUUGAUUUUAAAAGUACAGUUAUAAAGGAAUAGAAAUGCAAAUAUCUAGAUUUUAGAGAGAGGUCAAGUGAUUUGUAAGAACUAACUGCUACCUCAAAAAUGUAUAGUCAGGAAAAAUACUGACUUUGUUAGUGUUUCACAUGGUUUUAACUGUAUGGUUGUUAAAAAUAAUUAAAAUAUGUCACUUUCUGUGGAACAAACUGAAGUUUCUAAAAAUCUUAGGUUAUUUUUAUAACAGCAGCUGAGGAUGACAGUGACUUUUUGUCUGUCAUUUGUGGACAGUGUGCUUCUUACAGUUAAGUGCAAUUCUUUCUUCUUUUGUCCAAACUGUUUCAACUUGUCUAAAUUAAAUGGUUCAGUCU
Molecule: messenger RNA, 1722 nt
Organism: Monopterus albus (swamp eel)
Lineage: Eukaryota; Metazoa; Chordata; Actinopteri; Synbranchiformes; Synbranchidae
Product: cytosolic 5'-nucleotidase 3
Exons: 10
Coding region: 163-1041 (292 amino acids)
Cellular component (GO): cytoplasm
Molecular function (GO): magnesium ion binding; 5'-nucleotidase activity
Source: RefSeq, a predicted model, not a curated record